CGAAUGGGAUGUCAGAAAAUAGUACUUCUGUUGAUAUAUCAUCCAUCGGCAAAUCCCUGUGGUUGAUCAAAGUGCCCAAGAACCUAGAAAGUGCCUUGAUGCAAAGUGCAAUGCAUAGCUCAGUUGGGACUCUUUCCGUAACCAGACAGGCUGGCAAGAAGCCCUCGAUGACCUUUGAACCCUCUCCUUCAGUUCUAAAUGCGAAGUCAAGUGUGAACAACCCGAACAGCGAGGUGUCGAGUGUGUCCAUGGUGCCUGUCUGUGUAGCUGAGAAGUACACCAUCGAUCCUGUCCAAGUAGAUAGACUGACAUUGACUGUGUUUUCAGAAACUGAUAAUCAGUCCGCGUCUGCGGCCAAUGGUGGGUCGGCUAUGGACCAAAUUGAGCCUGUGAUGGGUGCAAUCAAAUUUGAAGGCUGCAUCAAAACACGCGGAGAGAUGAAGCCGCCCAAAAGUCUGUCCUACUUGAAACUGAAAGCACAAGAGUUCAAACAUCAGAACAUUCCGACUAAGUUGACCAAACUGACCGCAGAAGUGAACAACUACAGACCCAGAGCACAUGCAGUGCACAAUGUCACAGGCGGCAACAAGGCGCAGCCGAAGACGAGGGAGGAGCCGGAAGUGGUGAAGGAGAAAAUAUUCAAGGCGUUUGAGUUGCACCAGUAUUACAGUAUACAGGACUUGCAGAGGAAGACAGGCCAGCCUGUGGGCUACCUGAAAGAUAUUCUGACAGAAAUUGCAGAUUACAACAGAAAUCCACCUCACAGAUUCACAUGGGAACUGAAGCCGCAGUAUCGUCACUAUGGACAGUCGUAGUCUCUAUAUUUGAGUUCUUUUGCUACCUCCCGGAUUCGAAGUUUGAUUUCGUGUUCUACGAGAGCUUGUUCAGAUCACGAGGACAGUUUUCACGCAAGUUUGUGAAAUGAAGCGAAGACGCUGAUAAUUGGAGAAGUUACAUGAAUAUUCCUAGCUUGCAUAAUUCUCUUUCUAAUUAAAAAAAACUCCGAAACU
Molecule: messenger RNA, 1010 nt
Organism: Symsagittifera roscoffensis
Lineage: Eukaryota; Metazoa; Xenacoelomorpha; Acoela; Convolutidae
Product: general transcription factor IIF subunit 2-like
Exons: 5
Coding region: 9-815 (268 amino acids)
Biological process (GO): transcription by RNA polymerase II; transcription initiation at RNA polymerase II promoter
Cellular component (GO): transcription factor TFIIF complex
Source: RefSeq, a predicted model, not a curated record